AUGUGGAAAACCGCGGUUCUCCCUCUCUCUUUCAAGUCAUCAAGAUCCCACGCUCAACAGCCUCCAAUUAACCUGACCGUGCUGGGGGAUAUCGGAAGCAGCCUGAUGAGCGAGAGGGGAUAUGACAGCGAUGCUCAGUACCUCGCAACACCAAAACACAGUGACCGCAUGGAACGAUCCCCGACAAGCCGUCCCUUUCCCCGAAUGGAGUUGAGUGAAGUGCUCGAGCAGAGGCCCGAGCUGUUGGAUUCUGUGUUCCGGGCAGCAGCCUUCAACGACAUUCCCGAAAGUGAACCUGGGUCUCCCUUUGGGCUGCGUUACAUCCCUACCCUAUGUGGUAGUCUGAGCGGUGCUCGAACUGCCUCCAAUGCAAGCGGCAUAUCAUACAAUAAUGGAGCUCGGCCUGAGACUUCCCCCGGCGAAGGACCGAGCACUGUCAGCGCUGAGAUGCAACCCGCGGCGACGCGAUCUCUUGACACUCUGACAAUCGUCACCCCGAAUUCUGCUGCAAAUAUUCUGGAACCAGUCCCAAUUAUCGAUAUCCCAGCAGGUACCCAUAGCCAGACCCUCAUGGCCGACUGGAUCCAGUUCUUGAGGACGAACAGCCGGGUCCGUGGCACGACCUCGUCGGCAUCACUUUCAGAUCAUGGCCAGCAUGGUCCGGAUCUUGUCGUUCCGACAAGGCAAGAACCAUUUCCCUCUGACCAGUCGUUGGUCGAAGGUCAGCCACUGCAUCUGGAUGAGCUCCGCAUCUCUCAUGUCCUGGCACCUCGAUCCAUCUCUUCUGGAACACACUCGGGCAACGCAUCCAUCACAGCCGGACGUACAAAAACAAACCGAUAUGCAUUGCUCACCGCAGAGAAUUCUCACUUGCUCCAGAAAACAGCAACAUCGGCGGUCUCGGGGACAGAUUCCCAGACACUAACCGCACUCCACACGCGAGACGCAUCGUCAUUCUAUUCACGCCAAAGCAGUCUUUUGUCAACGGAGGCGCUCAGGACUCGUGCUGCCAAUGCCACGGCCAGCAAAUCGGAAAUCCAGGUAGAUGGGAUCAUUCCGGGCGAGAAGCCCGACUCUAUUGUGAAAAGCAAGUUUGUUGAACAACUCAGCCCCAUUACAAAUGAUUCUGAGUCCCCCGGCUCUCCUAUUCAAGAGCUAGAAUCUUCCCCUCGUCAAGUGAGCGUCGGUUGGAUGACCAAUGGUCGACGUGUGGGGUAUGGCUAUACAAUGGUCUCUAAACCUGAAGAAGCUUUCCCUACCAGUGCUCCUCGCCAAACCCAGGAAUCAAUCGAACGGCCAUCGCUGAUAAAUGCUGACAAUGAGAAUAUCAAGUCGACUGAAGCCGGCUGUUCUAUUGCGAUUGACCCUGAUUCGGAGGAGCCAAAGGCGUUGAUUCCGCUCGAAAAGCCUAUCAUUAUCGUUGACCGUCGAUUACCUCCUCGUGAUCCAGCUGAGGGCCCCGAGGAGGUUAAUGAUACCACUGAAUCGAUCAAGGAAGACACUUCGUGGUGGAAGAAGCUGAAGACCCGACCCACGAGCAUCCAGCCCCGGCCGCGCAAAGCCAGGGAAGAUGUCCAUCAUGGGCGCAAGACAUGGGUCCUUGGCAGGGGACAAGGCUCUUCGAUUCUUGAAGAGCUAUCAGAGCACCCUCAAGUCGAAGGUUCCAAUGCAAACACCUCCACCCUUCCAUUCAAUGGCCCUCCAGUCGGUAUUCCGCAUGGCUACAUUCCUUCCCCUCCAACUCCGUCUCGAAACGGGCGCUGGUCGUGGCAGGUUUCUAAAUACAAGGAGACCAAGAGAGAAACCAAGAGACUCUCAAACGGACGCCAGGAGAACUCGGAUGCGUCUUCUGGUCCAUCUUUCCAAGACUGUGCAUCAAAUGGGCUUGGCCGGGUCAAUUCCACGAGGAGCAAUGCCCAAGAUUUGGCGAGUAUGUAUCAGGAGGAGUGUCUUGAUGCCAUGCCUGGAGCUUUUGAGGGGAGUUCGUGGGCCCGUCGGGCGUGA
Molecule: messenger RNA, 2004 nt
Organism: Penicillium riverlandense
Lineage: Eukaryota; Fungi; Ascomycota; Eurotiomycetes; Eurotiales; Aspergillaceae
Exons: 1
Coding region: 1-2004 (667 amino acids)
Source: RefSeq, a predicted model, not a curated record